AUGGAGUCUAUUGCAGGAAAUGAUAAGGCCCAUGCUAUAUGCGUACCAUGUCCAGGACAAGGUCACAUAAACCCUAUGUUCAAACUCGCCAAGCUUCUUCACCAUCAAGGAUUCUACAUAACUUUUGUUAACACUGAGUUCAAUCACAAACGCUUGCUCAAGUCCCAUGGCCCUACUGCCCUUGCUGGGCUGCCGGACUUCAGGUUUGAGACUAUUCCCGACGGCCUGCCGCCAUCUGAUGCCGACGCCACUCAAGACAUCCCAUCACUGUGUGAAUCUACAACCAAAACUUGCUUGGUUCCUUUCUGCAGCCUGCUGACGAAGCUCAACAACGCCGCACCGGAGGUACCUCCAGUGACCUGCAUAGUGUCUGAUGGCGUCAUGAGCUUCACUCUCAAAGCGGCCGAACAAUUUGGACUUCCGGAAGUUCUCUUUUGGACUACGAGUGCCUGUGGUUUCUUGGGUUACACGCAGUAUCCCCAUCUAAUCGAAAGAGGCUACACUCCUUUGAAAG
Molecule: messenger RNA, 514 nt
Organism: Olea europaea var. sylvestris
Lineage: Eukaryota; Viridiplantae; Streptophyta; Magnoliopsida; Lamiales; Oleaceae
Product: 7-deoxyloganetin glucosyltransferase-like
Exons: 1
Source: RefSeq, a predicted model, not a curated record